Venustampulla echinocandica is the source of this 930-nucleotide messenger RNA. Its product is annotated as Protein ROT1. Gene Ontology annotation, cellular component: endoplasmic reticulum membrane; endoplasmic reticulum. Gene Ontology annotation, biological process: 'de novo' protein folding. Bases 1 to 930 code for a protein of 309 amino acids. The record is from RefSeq and is a predicted model, not a curated record. The transcript has 4 exons. NCBI's taxonomy places the organism in Eukaryota, Fungi, Ascomycota, Leotiomycetes, Helotiales, Pleuroascaceae.
AUGUCAAGAAAACGCUUAGACGUCACAACAAUCCCGGAUGUGGCGCAUGUGGCUGCGGUGGCUGGAACCUGGGAUUACCUCAUCCACGACAACUGUCUCCGAACUGGUAAUUCUUGGUUCGUACUUCAAGCACCUCCCUGCGGCAAACCAUCACCAGACGCGCCACCAACAAUGCUUUCAUUUUCUCUUCAAUCGCUGCUAAUAGCAAGUGCAGCCCUGAUAGGUUCGACAGCUGCGAUAGAUGCUCAACUGGUCGGGACGUGGUCGACGAAAUCUGCGAAGGUUAUUACGGGUCCGGGCUUCUAUAAUCCUGUGAACGAUAGCUUCAUCGAACCUAGCCAUACAGGCAUCUCAUACUCGUUCACGGCCGACGGGUUCUAUGAGGAGGCAUAUUUCAGAGCCGUUUCCAACCCUACCAAUCCAAAAUGCCCCCUGGGAGUAAUGCAAUUUCAACAUGGAACUGUUAUCCAGAAUCCAGAUAACUCCUUAUCACUUACCCCUUUCGCGGUAGAUGGGCGACAACUUCAGUCAGACCCAUGUGCAUCGACUAGUCACGCAACAUACACCCGUUACAACCAGUCAGAAUCUAUGCAAAAAUGGCAAGUCUACGUCGAUCCAUACACGAAAUUGACACGCCUCGACCUCUACCAAUUUGAUGGCACUCCAAUGAACCCCAUGUUUCUUGCAUACACCCCACCAGUCAUGCUCCCAACAGUAACCAUGAAUCCUACGCAGGCGGCUGCCACGAGCGGUGGAAAGGCGAAGAGAAGCGCGAGCCCGGAGGAGAUGGCUAUUCCGCUGAACGUAAAUGCUGAGCACAUCAAGAGAAGAAUCGAGAAACCGUCAUUCGUUGACCGUGUCGAUCUCAAUGUACUCUGGUGGGCUAGUGUAGGAAUGGUUAUUUUCGGAGGCACAGCAUACCUGUUAUAA